AUGGCUUCUUUUGUAACUAAUACCGUCUUGAAUGAAUCAAUGAGAUAAUUCAAAUCUAAUCAAAAUGACUAAAAAUAAAAAAUAGAUUGGAAUGAUUUCAACUACCCCCCAUUGAUAAAAGUGAUUCAUUACAAUAUUGAAGAAGUGUAGCCAGAAUAUAGAUUGGUGGUAAGAUCAUUAUGGUUGUCGAGCAUACUCAUAGUGGCUUACACUCUCUUAAAUAUUAUUGAUAACAGUAUUUAAGCUGGAAACGGAAUUGAUGGAAUACGCAUCCUAUAUAGUUUUAUGUUCUUGUUCUCCUUCAACCCAAUUUAAUUGUAACAUAUUUUCCAUAGUUAGAGUUUUAUUUUCUAUCGAGGAUAUAAGGGCGUAGUAUCUGAUCCAUAUCUAUUGGUUUUGUAUAAAUGGGUUUAAAUUGUAUUGAUACUUUGCUGGAUAACAUUUUCAAUUGUUGCCAUUCUAGGAUUUAAUGGAUUCAUCAUUUUGUAAUUCCUUUUUGAAUUUCUCCCCUUUUGUGGUGUAUUAGCAUUAUUUGAAGAUAUCAUCAUGUUAAUAAUUGUGUUUUUAAGUGGUUUUGCUUUAUUCCGUAUCUGGAAUAUAAAAGAAUGA
Paramecium tetraurelia is the source of this 609-nucleotide messenger RNA. RefSeq lists its product as uncharacterized. The transcript is spliced from 2 exons. The record is from RefSeq and is a predicted model, not a curated record. Lineage: Eukaryota; Ciliophora; Oligohymenophorea; Peniculida; Parameciidae.